CAGUCUUCCCAAGGAGCUUUUAUCAGUUACAGUUACAGGCUAUAAAACUUUUGGGCGUGCAAAGCUUAUGAAAGUCAACAGGGGGCGCUAAAAACCCAACUAGUGGUGGAAAAUGGCGGCCUCCAUGUCCAGUUGAUCGUCUGUCGUCUAUUUUCGUCGUCAUAUGCGCUAUUGAGUGUGGUAUCGUCAGCAUGGGGCCGGAUAAUGAGGAAACGUCCAACACCCUAAUAGUGCGCCACCUACCUGCCGAGCUGAGUCCUGCAGACAGGGAGGAUCUACUGAAACACUUUGGUGCUGAGAGUGUCAAGUGUAUGUCAGACAAGGGCAGGAUGAAACACACUGCCUUUGCAACAUUCACUGGCCACCAAACAGCUGAAAAGGCUCUGACAAGGUUGCACCAGUUGGAAGUACUUGGCAGAAGACUUGUAGUGGAGUUUGCCAAGAAACAGCACAAGAAACACAUGACCGUUGUCCAAUCAGAUCAGGACAAUGAAGAGACAAUAAUCAAGGAAGAGAAAGACAAGAAAUCUGCAGAUAGCACAGAUGACAAGAAACCAGCAGAAAGCAACCAAAGAGGAACACUUCCCCAAACAGCAAUUGCUUCCUCUCUUGGACUGCAGUAUGUGAUGAACCCCAGACUGCAUUACCUGUACCCCCCUCCCACAGCCUCCAUCCUUAACAACAUUGCCAACACCCUGGCUGCUGUGCCCAAACUCUAUGUCCAGGUUCUACAUUUGAUGAAUAAGAUGAACCUACCUGCCCCUUUUGGACCUCUUACUCAACAUCCACCGCUGGCCACAGAGAUGGAGUAUGUGGGAGAUGAUAACCUGGCUGAGGAGGAGAUGAGCGAGAGUGAGUCUGAGCUGGAGAGCGAUGAGGAAACACAGACAGGGAUCCCCGGCCAAGCACAAGGAAAGGGUGUGAAAAGGCCUGCCGCAAAGAAGAGGAGACCUCACAAGAGACCCAGACUACAGGCUCUCCCACCCCUGGUGCAGCCCCGCCCCUCCACCCAACCUGCCCCUGCCCCAGGGGAGGUGUUUGAGCAGCCUGAGGGGGUGGGGGUGAAGAAGAUUGAGCUGAACCUACCCUCAGCAAUCGAGGCUGAGAGACAGGUUGAAGAAGAUGAUGAAGAAAGAGUAGCAGGAGAAGCUGAUCAGGAUACUUCAGAAAUGUCUGGUUUUGGCAAGUUUGAGCCCCCGCCCGUUGUCAUGGAGACAGAAGAGGAGGAGGAGCCGGAGGAUGAGAGCACAGAUUUCAUCUCCAGCAGGGAGCUGAGAAGGGGCAGACUCUCUCAUGAUGAUAUAAGGAAGCUCUCUGUCUUUAAGAACUAUUCGGCAGGAGAACCCAACUGUCGUCUCUACAUCAAGAACGUUGCUAAACAAACAGAGGAAAAGGACUUGAGAUUCAUCUAUGGCAGAUAUGUCAACUUUGACGAUGACAUUGAAAAGGAAAUGUUUGACAUCAGGUUAAUGAAAGAAGGUCGGAUGAAGGGCCAGGCGUUCAUCGGCCUUCCGUCUGAGAAGGUGGCGCAGAAAGCAGUCCGAGACACCAACGGGUUUGAGUUGAACGGCAAACCCCUUGUUGUGCAAUUUGCAAGGUCAGCAAAACCAAAGGAGAAAGCAGACAGCAAGGACCAUGGCAAGGGCAAGAUUGGAAAGAAGAGCUGAUGUACAAUUUGUCUUUUACAGUACUUAGUAGAAGCAAAAUCUCUAUGUACAAUGAACUGUAUACUUCACUGCAAUAUUUUUUACGUAAAAAAUUAUACCUCUCAUUACUGCAUAAAACAUAUCUUAAAUUCAUUUGCAUUUUUCUUUUCUCCGCAAUAUAUCAGGGCAGAUUAAUUAAUUAAAUCUUCUUGCAAACUUUCAA
Branchiostoma floridae (Florida lancelet) is the source of this 1869-nucleotide messenger RNA. RefSeq names its product RNA-binding region-containing protein 3-like. The transcript has 14 exons. The record is from RefSeq and is a predicted model, not a curated record. Gene Ontology annotation, molecular function: protein binding; pre-mRNA intronic binding; U12 snRNA binding. The coding region runs from base 192 to 1667 and encodes 491 amino acids. Lineage: Eukaryota; Metazoa; Chordata; Leptocardii; Amphioxiformes; Branchiostomatidae. Gene Ontology annotation, cellular component: U12-type spliceosomal complex. Gene Ontology annotation, biological process: mRNA splicing, via spliceosome.